AUGAUCCCCUUCCUUAUACUACUGGUGUUUGAAGGCAUUCCACUUCUGCAUGUAGAAUUUGCAAUCGGACAACGUCUAAGAAAAGGCAGCGUGGGAGUAUGGAGUUCCAUUCACCCAACACUAAAAGGAGUUGGAAUUGCAUCAAUGCUGGUAUCUUUUUUGGUUGGUUUAUAUUACAAUACCAUUAUAGCCUGGGUUAUGUGGUACUUUUUCAACUCAUUCCAAGAACCUUUGCCAUGGAGUGAAUGUCCACUAAAUGGAAACCGAACAGGUCUUGAACCUGAGUGUGCACGAAGCUCUCCUGUGGAUUAUUAUUGGUACAGAGAAACACUGAAUGUUUCUAGAUCAAUUGAAGAUUCAGGCACUCUACAAUGGUGGCUUGUGAUUAGUUUGGCUUGUGCUUGGGGUGUUCUGUAUGUGUGUACCAUCAGGGGCAUUGAGACAACUGGAAAGGCAGUAUAUGUGACUUCAACCCUUCCAUAUUUGGUUCUCACCAUUUUCCUGAUCAGAGCUCUGACCUUAAAAGGUUCUGUGAGUGGUAUCAAAUAUCUGUUUACUCCAAAUGUCGAUGAACUGGCAAAUCCGGUUACUUGGCUGGAUGCUGGUGCACAAGUCUUCUACUCUUUCUCUCUUGCAUUUGGUGGCCUUAUUUCCUUUUCAAGUUACAAUUCUAUACACAACAACUGUGAACGGGAUGCUGUAAUUAUUUCUAUCAUUAAUGGUUGCACAUCGUAUAUUCUGCCACAGUUAUUUAUGCAAUCAUUGGAUUUCGUGCUACAGCUAGGUUUGAUGACUGCUUUGCCAGGUGAGCAAUGGAAAGUAAUCCUAAUGUUGUUCUUUAUAUAA
This is a messenger RNA of Staurois parvus, 846 nucleotides long. The record is from the annotation of a GenBank genome assembly. Lineage: Eukaryota; Metazoa; Chordata; Amphibia; Anura; Ranidae.